AUGGAGGAGAAACUGGAGAGCGACCUGCUGUCGGUGUUCGCGCAGAGCGUGUCGAGCAACUUCGAGGACAUAAAGCAGAGCGAAGCGAAGAUCACGGCGCUGUACGAGGACCCCAACCGGGAGAACUACAUCCGGCUGCUCCUCAAGUUUGUCAUGUACCCCUACGAUGAGAAAAACGAAAAAAAAAACCUCUACGAUGGAGUGCUAAACAGGAACGUAAAAAUAGCAGUCAUGAUAAGCAUAAAAAACUUUGUAAAAAAAAGCGUCCACAGUAAUAUGGAGAAUUUAGAGCUGAGUCCAGACUUGAGCAUACAGAUCAAGCACUUCUGCAUGCACUUCCUCCUCGACGUGAAUAAUGAAGACAUACAAAGUCUGGACAAAUAUUUCUACGAGAUAUUAUUGUACCUGUUCAAGUUUAGUAUUUGUGACGACUACGAUUAUCUGUUGUUUUAUCUGAUCACCCUGUAUAUUAGUGACGGCGGAGCAGACAGUGUGGUACAACUACUGCACAGUGAUGAGAGGAAGAAGGUGGAUGACACAGCCAAGAUUAUAGACUGCAUUAUGCUCUACGUAAGGAAUAAGGAAAUAAUGGAGAACCUAACCCAGGACAACUUUUUCGCUCAGUAUCCCAAGUUUGUAGCCAACCUGGAGGAAAUAAAAAAUGUCAUCUGUUGUAGAAACAAGUCUCUAAACGAUGAUAUAGUUAACUACAUCAACAACACGAAAAGAGUCUACAAGACGAACGACAGGCAUAGCUUAUUCCUGCUCAGUGAUUGUGUUCUGUACGGCUUGCCUGGAGCUGGCCAUGCUAGUCUUUCCAACAUGGUUAGCGUAGUUAACGUGGUUAGUGCGGUUAGUGUGGAUAAUGCUGUUAACGCAGUAGCUGGGGGGAUAAGUAACGCCCAGUUCGACUUUCCAGGAAAGGGAACCAUCGCCAACGAUUACAACGGGAAUGUGAAGCUCGUGCCUCUUGCCAACGCCAUGGCACACUCCUCCAAUCAUCACAUAAACACAACUCUCCUGCGAAAAAAAUUCAUCGCUAUGAAAAUAGUUAGAAAAAUUGUAAAGAAGUACAAAAACAAUGACUACGUGUCGAAGUAUGAUUUGAAAAUAAUCCUCACUCAUAUUGAAUUUCCUCUGACACUUUACUUUGUCUAUCUGUAUGGGAAGUUUUCCGAAAGUAGUGGAUACCUUGCAGAGAAGUUAAACGUAGCAGGGGGGGGUCCGAACGCGUUGCUUUCCGGAACCACAGGGCAAAUCAAACCGAGUGAAGCCUACCUACAGAUAAGUAAUUGCUUCCUCGCCAUGAACUACCUCCUGCAAAACAUGCACGUUUAUUUGAAAAUAUUCUACGCCAUCAUCGGCGUGGACCUACCAGAAUACUUUGAGGACAACUUCGAGGUCCUUUUCAACAUUUUCAACAACAUGCUUCUCUACGAUGUUGGCCUGGUGGGCAAUUUCGUUCGCUACAUGGAGGUGCUGCACAACGCGGGGGGUUCUUCCUCCUACAGUGCAAACGCCAUUUCUUCACCGCAGGGCCACGCUGGUCAGUUUGCCCCCCCGCAACUGAGCCCGCAAGAACUGUCCAAAAUAAACGCCCAAUUUAUGCAAAACGUUUUAAAGUGCAAGGUGAUGCUAGUAGACGUUAUUAAAGUCAUUUCGGAGACGUACCAAGAUGAGUCGAAGAAGUACAUUGUGAAGUUAGUGUUUUCCCUGACGCAGGUUCUAUACUCCGAGGGGGACAGGAACUUGCUGUGCCACAAUUACAAUUGCCUUGCAUCUACCAUCAAGCUAAUACACCACAUGAACCUCAACAAAAAUGACUCGAACCCGUAUAAGGACAAGCAGUUUCUGCACAAAAUUAUCGAACGGGUUCUACACCACAUCCGACUUAAACGAAGCGAUAUAGAAGAAAUCCUAGAUGCGGAUUUGGACUAUUUCAGAAAUGACCUGAACAAGGUAAAUUCCUUCUCCGUCAGAUCUGCCGCUACGUACUUUUUGAAAACGCUCUGCGAUAACUACUUCGACGCUUGCUUCCCCAUGUUGGAGGUUAGGAUUUUCGCACGGGACUCUCUCAUGUUCUUCAAUCAGUCUGGCACGUCGUCCAGUCAGGGAGUCGAUGGAGUAGGAGGGGGGGGUGUCUCCACAUCCAUUUCAAACGCAACCGCGCAGAACAACCAUUCAGGAAAUCAGCACCAUGUGGGGAUCGAUAAGAACGACCCCUUCUAUGAGGCGUGCAAUUUAGAAUACAAGAUACAACUGAUCACCUGUCUGGGGCAGGUAAACUUGGCACAGAACUUUUACGAACAAAACGUGCAACACAUUCUUAAGGAAUUCGUUAUGACAGCUAAGAUGAAGUACCCAGAUGUGGACUCCCUCUGCUACGGCAUCCACGAUUACGACUUUACUAGUCGCCCUGCAACAAACUCCAUUAGCGCAAAUGCAGGCACAAAUCAGCAGAAAUCUGUUUGGCUCUCCAGCGAAGACCUGUUCAGCAAACAGAAUACCAUCUACCUGUUGUCCAUUCUGAAGUUCCUCCUCAACAAUAGGAGCAUCUGCAUCGGGUCGAGCAACGCGCUAGACGUGUUCACCUUCCUACACCACCUGCUCUUCACAGACAAAGUAAUGAUCUACUGCUACGCGUGUCUUUGCAUGAAUCGAAUUCUAAACCAACAAAUAAGUGGUGACCUCGUGCAGGUCAUCUUCACCAACUGUUUGUCGAAAACGAUGACGAGGCUGUUGUUCCUACUGAAGUACCACGUUCAUGUGAAGGUCCUAAAUGAGUACAUCCUAAUUACUAUUAUGAGGAUAUUCCUUCUGUGCCCAGAAAAGCUAGCCGAUUUAUAUGUCCCCGUAUUGCUGAUCCUAGACAACACAAUCAAGACAAUUAUAAACGACUCACACAACCCUCUGUUUAAUCACUACCUGUUUGAGCUACUCACCCUGAUCAUCUCCUUAAUAUACAAAUCGCAAAAUAACAAUAGUAUUCACCAAGUGGAGGAGGUGGUCAUCUCUACUUUUUCGCAAAUACUGCAGAUGUAUGUGCACGACUUUAUCCCUUACAUUUUUCAGAUUCUUUCCAUAAUUGUAGACAACACUUUUACUGUUCAGAAAAUUCACGUAAAAAUUUUAAGGAACUUAUACGAAAUGGAUCUGUGGAAGAGUACCGUUGGAAAUGUCAACGGGAUCAUUUGUGUUCUGAGAAGCUUUUUUAAAAAAUACCACCUUUUUGAAGAGAUCAUAAAGACCAAUAUGCAGCAACUUUUUAACAUUUACCAUUACUGUUUGUCUAAUAAGAAGCUUUCUACCGAUUCGUUUCAAAUAAUUCUUAUUGUCUUUACCUACCUCCCUGUGGAAGCUUAUAAGACGUUUCUGAAGCCCCUCUUCGUCUUACUGUUUACCUUUCUGCAGCAGUAUAAAAACGACAUUAUUAAGAUUAAGGUGGUGCAUGCGUUGUCCGUGUUGGUCCUCAAGACGGACGUUUCGCUGUUCGUCGACACGGUGGAGCAGAUACAUGCGGGCCUCAUCUUCAACGUGCUCAAGAACCUCUACAUGCCAAUCCUCGACAAGCUAAUCAACGUGAACGAAAAGAUCAUCAUCUUCCUGGCCCUCACCAAAAUAAUGAGCAACGAAAAAAUACGUGGCGAGCCCUUCGUCGUCGAUAUGCUCAGUCUCCUGAACCAAAAUAUAACAAACAACGAACUCGUCAUGAAAAAAACCAAGGUCCACCACCAGGAGGUGCAGAAGGACGAGCUGGACAAGAACUUCGAGGUCACCUACGUCAAGCUCCAAAUGAUCAACAACGAUAAUAUUAACGACACGGUCCUGCGUGACAUCAACAUAAACCUGGAGCUCAAGCAAAACCUCUACAACUCCGUUGCUCGUGCGGAAGGAAGUGUGAGCGGCCCGCGCAUUCCUUACCAAACCAAACGAAACUGUACAAUGAAAAAUUUUUUUUUAAACUGCAUCAACAACAUAGUUAAACGAAAAAGGGAAAAUAAAGUGAAGCAACUUCUGAACUUCCUUUUGGCAAAGCAGCGAGCUGGCCACUUGCACGACCACGAUGUUGUGUACCCUCUGUCAGCGCUCUGCUCCUUGUUGUAUGAGUUGAGCGUGCAGGUGGGACGUCCGGUGGGUGAAAGGACGCACCGGGUUGAAAAGCAGGACGGGAAGGGAGGUGAACACCCCCAGGGUGGAAAAGCAUCCCUUCCGCUAACACCUACACAGUCACCUACACAGUCACCCACCCCGGCAACGACGCUGAAUUUCCUGCGAACGAGCCAGCUGCACGUGGGCUCCUUCGUGGAAGCCCUCUUGACGCAGUUCCAUGCAAAGGGUGACGCCUCAGAGGAGGCCAUCCGAAGUUGCACGUACCUGCUGAACGGGCUGUGCCUGUUGGACUACGACGGGCAGGAGAACCACUCCAGGGAGCUCCUUUCCAGAGUGGUAACCUCCUUUGUCCAACUGAAUAGGAGGUACCUAAGCCAUGUUGGGGGAAGCCACCGAGUAGGUCAAGCCCCAGAAGGGGUACCCACCCAAAUGGGGGUAAUUACCCCUCAGAACGACUCUUCCAACGGGAAGGUACACAGCCAAAUGUUGGUGGAAAUGCUCACUGUAAUGAAUAAUCAUUCUGCAAAAUUAAGACGCUCCAAUGAGCACAUGGAUCUGCUGAGCGUCUUCUACCUGGAGGUGGUUAAUUACCUGUUCGCCUCAACCGUACUUUGUGUAACCCCCCCUGUGAAGUGUCACCGACGGGUUGUUCUAACUAGCCAUAUUAAUCCAAACCGCAUGAACUUCACUCGAAUUAAGCAGUUCUACUCUGAGGUCCACUUGGACGUGCACCACUUUGUUAGUAUCGCCCUGUUUGUGAAGAGAUACGCAGAUGUGCUAAACCGGUUCGACCUUCGGACGGGAGCUCAGAAAUCUCCUGAAGAUAUAUACCCCAUUAGUAAUAACCACCUGCACCGCACGCUAAGCACAGCCAUCGUGCAUAUUUACCUGAACCUGUUUUGGAGACCCAAGUGGGAGACGUCCUCACAGGGAGGCUCCUCCAACAGACGACAACACAUAUGUAGUAAUGAAGACACGCAAUUGGAAAGAGUUCCCUCCCCGAAUAAGCAAAAAGGAGCCACAUCCGACCGUUCCAAUCCUACCUCCGCCUUCCUGUCCAUGUGGAGUUCCUUCCCCGAUGAAUUUACCCAACUCUACAAUUCGCAAAAAAUAAACAUCGACCUUGUUGUAAGGAAUAUUCUUAUGGAUGUAGUCAGCUGUUUGAAGACGCUAUCCGUGAGAGUUGUAACUAGCGAUCCCCUAACCUGUGACCAUUUUAACAGGAGGAUUUACAGCCACAUCGUAUCCUUUAAGCUUAUCCUAAAUGGCAUCGAUGGGGAGAACCUACCACGAAGAGAUUCCCUCGUUAGUGCAUUUUAUGUGUAUUGCCAUUUUUGGGACUUCCUUAUAAAGUUCUACAUUUCGGUCAUUUACACCAACAGUUUGGUCUGUCUGCUUGGCUGCUUCUGCGCAGGGGGGGUAAAGCGAAUGAAAGGGAAGGGUCGCUACAUCUCUAUUAUUAGGAUCGUAAAUGAGGAAGUGUUACAGAGAUGGGAAGGAGCAGGCGCAAAAUAUGUAGAUGCUCCCUCAGUUGGGCAGUCAUUCAGCGGGGAGCACCCACAUGGUUCACUAAUCAGACCCGACAACACGCAGUGCCCCCCCCUGCUGGCCAACCAGAGACACCUCUUCAACCUGUGUAAUCUGUACGCCCAGCUGAACUUCCACGACGAGGCCUUCACUAAACUGCUCACCAGAAUGACCAUUCAUAAUUUGACACAACUAGGAAGGAAGGAUAUCAUGGCUGUGGUGUACUUCCUGGGGAAAGCGCCCCCAACGGAGGGGGAGAUUCUACUUCACCUAGUGAAACAGAUCCAAUUACACUUGACCACCUAUGACAUGUGUGACUUGCACUUAACACUGAAGACACUCCUUAAGUAUACCCAUGAGAAGGAAGGGAAAAGUUUUUACACCACACAUAUGGCCACUCUACUACACCAUGUGCUUUUACGCGUCCUCAUUGUGUGUUCCCAAAUGGAGGCAAAGGAGGACGCUACACAGUCGCCAUGGCAGGGGAAGACCAAAGAGCAGAUGUUCCCACAGCAGGUUCAUUUUACUAAAACACUUCACGCGUUUUAUGGUGUGCUUCUCUCCUCUGGGAGAUUCGAUAAUACGUUUGUCGUCCAACGGGGCAACAACACUUCACACGGACCGGAGGAGGGCACUACUGCCCUUUCGAUAAGCCAAGAAGAAAUGCAAGCCGUCUAUGCAAAGCUGUUAAAACGACCCGAUCGGUUCACACCAAGCAGAGGAAUGCUCACCCUAGGUGAGAGGAACCCAUUUCUGCGGGAUACCCUUAACAUAUUAAACCUCGCAGUUAAGCUAAUGAUGGGGAAACGCUGCCCCCCGUUCGAUGAUCACCACUUUGCUAUGUUAGAAACCCGUUGCCUCCCCCUGUGUGAUGCGUUGUACCUUCUCAUUAAGCGAAUGAAGAACCCCGCAAAUUGCUUCAGUGUGCCAGAGUGGGUCAGUAUAAUCCUCUGCCACUGCAAGGUGGGCCACAUACCCGACUACCUUAACGAAUAUUUGGCACUCCUCCACGGGAUGAUCGACGGGAUGAUCGACGGGAAGAUCCACGCGAAGAUCCAUGCGAAGAUCCAGGCGAACCGCCCUACGCAACCGCAUGGGGUGCACACCAAGGACCUGCGCCUCAUUCGGAUGUUAUCACAUCAACUAAAAUCGCUUCGUUUGAAAAACGGGGAGCUCUUUGCACCAUUUUGUAUGCAUGAAACGGAGCAGUCCCCCCCCUGUGGGCUAAUACUUCCUAUGCGCCUCUUUUCACUUCUGCUCACCGCCCUUGUCACCACUUUGCAAAGUCCUCUUUUUGCUCGCCGGCCCCAUCAUCGCACGGCUUUGGGAGUUCCUCCCGUAAGUCAUGUUCUAGGAGUGGUAGGAGGGUGGGCAUUCAUCUCAGGACGCGUCGGUCGAAUUAGCAACAGGAACAGUGCAGACUACGGGGCAGGUUCUGCUCCAACCUCACAAAAAGGACGACGUAACCACUUCGAACUCAGAGGGUCCCUAAACGAUUACAUCUACAAGCUACUCCUCCGAAGGUUCAAAAAGGUCACACACAAAAGUCCAAUCAACAUUUUCAAGUCUGUGUUGUCUCCCCGACGGAGCUACAACAUUGACUUCCUCUUUUCCUGUAACUACACCAUAAGUCAAAUAAAAAAAAAAAUAGCAGAAUACAUGUAUGAGCUGAAGCUAGUCGAUGGAGCAGAAUUUAAAGCCGUUUAUCUGGGCAAGAGGAGACUCGUCCGGCCAAUAAAGAAACAAAUGGAGGCCUACUACGUUUUGUUUUCCUUCCAGAUGUACCCCUCCCUCAUUUACGAGAUUAAGAGGAAGCUCUACCUGCAGGAUGCCGUCUUGAGGUUCAUGGUCACGAAGAACGAAAAGACAUCCAGGAGCCUCGAGUACCAGGAGAAUGAACCUGUUAGGCAAGGGCUGGCCGCCACCGAGGCCCAAUUUUUUAAGAAGGCGGACUGA
This is a messenger RNA of Plasmodium coatneyi, 7593 nucleotides long. RefSeq lists its product as uncharacterized. The transcript has 6 exons. Gene Ontology annotation, biological process: translation; intracellular protein transport. Lineage: Eukaryota; Apicomplexa; Aconoidasida; Haemosporida; Plasmodiidae. Gene Ontology annotation, cellular component: ribosome. The record is from RefSeq and is a predicted model, not a curated record. Gene Ontology annotation, molecular function: rRNA binding; small GTPase binding; structural constituent of ribosome. The coding region runs from base 1 to 7593 and encodes 2530 amino acids.